Trichogramma pretiosum is the source of this 1123-nucleotide messenger RNA. It is a transcript of the gene Uros1, whose product is annotated as uroporphyrinogen-III synthase-like. NCBI's taxonomy places the organism in Eukaryota, Metazoa, Arthropoda, Insecta, Hymenoptera, Trichogrammatidae. The record is from RefSeq and is a predicted model, not a curated record. Gene Ontology annotation, biological process: uroporphyrinogen III biosynthetic process. The transcript is spliced from 3 exons. The coding region runs from base 334 to 1116 and encodes 260 amino acids. Gene Ontology annotation, molecular function: uroporphyrinogen-III synthase activity.
CGCUGCUAUUACGAAUUCAUUGUUUCACUCUUGGUGCAAUGAAUUUUCUCAAAUAUCAAUGACAUCGUUGUAAGAUAAUUGAAAAAAUUCGCGUGUACAGUAGACGACCAAAUUUUUUAAUCGUGUUUGAAUCAAGAUCAUUACAUACGUAAACAUUUUUGAGAGUAGGUGUGCCGUUGAGACCUGUCAGAAAAUUCGAAAAACUUGCUUUUUAUUUUUCAAAACGAACUUGGCUGUAUUUAAAAAAAUAGGUUACGUCAGUGUAAUAAAUGAAUGAUAACACCGCCAGCUGACAGCAAUCUUAGUUCGACUUUUUAAAUUUGUUUUACAACAAUGACAACUAAAAAUAAAGAAUCACUGGUUGUUCUUUGUAUGGGUGUUUCCGGCGAAGCAGACAAUAGCGAAAAUCGAUAUGAACAUUUUUUAAUCGACAAUGGUUAUAAGUGUGAUGUUUUACAAGUUCUUCAAUUUGAAUUUGUUAAUCUGGAUGAGUUGCAAAAUCGCUUGUCCAGGAGCGAUUCCUACAGUGGUUUGGUGUUGACAAGUCCAAGAGCAGUAGCUGCACUGGCUGCUAGCAAAGCAAAAAAUCCAUUGUGCGUUAAAUCAUGGCUGGAAAAGUUAACAUUUUGCAUUGGCCACGCUACAGAAACUACAGCAAAAGAAGAUGUAGGUUUGCUCAAUAUUCUUGGUUCCGAAUCCGGCAAUGCAAAGAACCUUGCUGAUUACAUUAUAACUAAAAUGGACAAAACUCAAAAACCUCUUUUACUGCCAUGCAGUGAUAUUGCUAGAGAUACAAUACCAAAAAUGUUAACUAAAGAAGAAAUCGGUAUAGAAAAAAUUGUAGUAUAUAAAACAAAAGCACACGAAAGCUUAAAAGAAUCAUUUGCUUCUAAACUAGCCAAGCAUCCAGAUGUUCUAGUUUUUUAUAGUCCUUCAAUUGUUGAGCACUUGGUGUCAAUUAAGGAUAAUGAUAUAAGAGCGUUUGAGAAUUUUAAAAAUAUUGCUAUUGGUCCUGUGACAGAACAAGCUAUGUUGAAUGUUGGAAUAAAAGUAGAUGGAGUACUGGAGAAACCAGAACCUCUUGCUCUAAUUCAAGUGCUCGAGAAAAUUUGUUGAUAUUUUA